This is a messenger RNA of Cylindrotheca closterium, 4998 nucleotides long. NCBI's taxonomy places the organism in Eukaryota, Bacillariophyta, Bacillariophyceae, Bacillariales, Bacillariaceae. The record is from the annotation of a GenBank genome assembly.
AUGUCAGGCCGAUUCGACAGAGAGAGAAGAGAAAAAUUAAGGGAAAAGAAGAAGCGGAGGGAAAAAGAGGCAAAAUUGAAGCUGCUGCAACAGGAGCAGCAGCAGGAAGAGAUGCAGCCGAAGAAAAGGGAAGCUUCUCCCUAUGCCUGGAGAGAGAUCUUGAAAAGGAAAGACCCACCGGAGCAAUCGCCUCCCUCUAGCCCUGAGCUAUCGACAAGCAGUAAAUAUGCAAAGUCCAAAAGUCCACUUCAGAAAAUGCUAAGGUCGAGGAGUCCCAGUUCCAAGACGAAAGUGGCGCCGUCCUCUCCUAUUGAAUCAAAAUGGAUCAUUAGUUCUAGCAGCAAGCCUUCGGCUAAAACGAGUACCGCACGGCGCAGCACUGUGGUAAAAAUUACUCACGAAUCUUCCGAGAAACAAUCGAAUAUUCCAGCGACUACUGUGAACCAAAAAAAAGCAGCCACCGCGAUAGACUCUGAUGAUGACUCUGAGGAUGAUCUCCUUGCAUAUUUCAAUGGUGAAGACACCAAAAAAAGGAGUCAGGAAACUGCUUCAGACGAAGAAAGCAAAAGACAAAGUCCCGACCAAGACGACGAGGACGAUAGAAGACACAGUCAAAUGUCGCAUAAAUCAAGCUGGCAGAGGUCAAGCCGGAAAACUAGUCGCGGGGAUAGCGAAUCGUUAUCAGAAGAUGAAAGUGAGGGACUCAGUCAAAGACCGAAUCGACGCAAGUCUUCUACAUUGUGGUCAGAUGGUCGAGCAGGUGAGGGUAUUGUAUUCUCGUCCGAAGAUGAAAUUGAAGAAUUCAGCGAGGGAUCCAAUCGCAAAUCAACUGGGAACAAGUCUAGCAAGAAGGAAGUCAUUGAUUUUUCUUCAGAAGAUGAGAGUGAAAGUCAACAGGGCAGAAGUCGGGAGAGAAGGAAGAAGAGCCACGAAAACAGGCAAAGUAUCACGGAUAGGUCACCCGACGGACACACGAAACCAGCAUUGCGAAAUCUAUUUUCCGAUGAAGAAGAUGUCCAAGGCAAGAAAAGAAAGCGAGUGCUGAAUCCAUUCACAGUCGCACAGCAACAACAACAGUCAAUAGAGUCAAUAGCGGCCAACUGUGCCCGUCCUGCCAAGAAAGCUGACGAUGACGAUCUUUGGUCAGACAUGGACCAGGACGUUGACGAAAAAAAGGAAGAGAAACCCAUGACAAAGAAGGGCAAGAAAAGAAGUAGGUCUAAAUCUGAUAAAUCCAUCAGAGAUUCUAUUGAAUCGCACCACUCGCCAUCGCCAAUCAAAGGUGGAGGCUCGAGCUUCUGGUUUCUUCCAGACAAUGACCAACGAUAUGAAAUCACGAAGCUCUUGAAAAGGGAAGAUGAGGAAGCUCUCGAAGAUUUCGUUCAUCCCGAAAUUGAGCACCCUUUCUUUGGACCAUCUAAAUUCGAGCCGCUAGAACUAGGCAAGGGGACAAAGUCGGCGGCUUCGGUUCCUGCGUCUCUUAGCCGAUAUCUGGCACCCUAUCAGAAAGAAGGUAUCCGGUUUAUGCACAAAUGCCUCGCUGCAAAAACUGGUACGAUCAUGGGAGAUGAAAUGGGCCUUGGGAAAACAGUGCAGGUCAUUGGUUUGUUAUCUGCACUCUUUGGCAAAACUGGAAAUGGGAAGGACAUGUUGAGGAUUCACAGACGAAACAACAUCAUCAUGCAACAGAGAGAAAUGGCAAUACGGGAGGAGGAGAGAGCGCAUCUCGAGGGCAGACUCUAUGUCCAGAAGAAAAUAGACGCUAAAUCGUUGGAUUUGCCGUCAUGGUACCCUGUUCUAAUAAUUGUCCCGCCUUCAGUUGUCGACAACUGGAAGAAUGAAUUCGAGAAGUUCUCCACCUUUGCUGCGGCAAUUUUUUCAGGCAAAAAAGCAGGAAGAGUUGAAGCACUCGAGAAACUGCGUGAUGGCCGCGCUGAAGUCUUGAUCGCUGCCAAGUCUCAAUUCCAAGAUGCAUGUGGCGCCAGGGAUCUCAACGAAUUUCCGUGGAAACUUGUUAUUAUCGAUGAGUUCCAUACAUUCAAAAACGAAGAAGGAAAACUAUCGAAACAUCUUCGAAUGUUGAAAGCAGAUCAUCGGCCAUUGGUUCUCGGUAUGACUGGAACGCUUAUGCAAAACGACCACCAUGAGCUUUGGAAUCUGAUCGAUCUUGUCGAAACAGGAUAUCUUGGGUCAUGGGAAGAGUUCAAGCAAGAUACUGCACGAGCGAUCAAACUUGGAAGACAAAAAGGUGCAGAUGAGCAGACAAUUGCGAGAAGUAUACGAAAAUCCGCAGCUCUGGAGGAGCUUUUGAAUAGACUAUUCAUUGCGAGGAAGAAGCAAGAUGUCGUCGCAGACAAACUAACGAAGAAGACAGUCAACGUUGUUUUGUGCCCACCUUCAGAGCUACAAAAGAGAGUAUACGCCCACAUCCUGACACUUCCUGACGUCCAGCAUGUCAAGAUGGCUACUAGUCCCUGUGACUGUGGGGUCAACAAAGCGAUUUUCAAGCGAUAUUUCAAGUUGCAAUCGCCAAAAGAAAGGGUCAGAUUCAUUCGCGAGAACCAAAAAAACAUUAUGAAACGCUCGGAAUGUUGCUACAAGGUUCCAAUCAAUCCAAGGAGAAACGAGGAAGGGCAGCCACUGAUCGAUCCCGACGCCGUUAUCUGGAGAAUGUUGGAUGGCCAUGACGAAACUGACGAUAACGGUUGCAUACGAUGUCCGUAUUGUGUCUUAUUUGUAGUCUUGGAUAAGCUGAAUAAGCUGUGCAGCCAUGUAGGAUCAUUGCAAGCGGAUCGAUCGAAGGCUACUGCUAGACGGGGAAGCGAGGAUUAUGUUCGCUUCAAUAAAGAAUUGGAGUUUGCGAAGGUUGCGUUUCCACCAGAUGUUGUUGAGCAGCUUCCUGGUGGCUUAAUCCGCCAAGAUGCAGUCAUGAAUCAACACUUUGAACUUUCUGGCAAAAUGAAAAAACUUCACCACCUGUUGCAACGAUACAGGAAGGAAGGGUGUAAAGUCUUGCUUUUCUCAUACUCGACGAAGACACUGGAUUUCAUCGAGCAAUACGUUCGAUCUCAAAAUCACUCGUUUCUGCGCAUUGAUGGACAGGUACAACCCGCCCUUCGUCAGGACUUGUGCAAUAGAUUUAAUAACGAGAGGGAUAUCUUUGUGUUCCUAUUGUCAACCAAAGCUUGUGGACUUGGUUUGAAUCUGACAGCCGCCAACAAGGUUAUCAUAUUCGAUGUGGAAUGGAAUCCGUCGUGGGAUGAACAGGCACAAGAUCGUGCGUAUCGCCUUGGCCAGCAAAAUGACGUUGAAGUUAUCAGACUCGUAACAGAGGGCACAGUUGAUGAGUUAUAUAAAGUGCAACUAAAAAAUGAGACGCUCAAUUCCAGUGAACCCAAAUCCAGGUCAGCGAGAGUUUUUCGAGGUAUUCAGGGUGACAGGCAACGCAAAGGAGAACUCUUUGGCACUGAAAAUCUACUGAAAUUCAAGGAAGACGGAAGCUUUCUUGCAGAUGUCUGGAAAAGUAAAAAGACCGACAGAAAAAAAAAUAGCUCCAACGAAGUAGAGGUUCACAACAUUGAAGAUAUCACUUCCAGUCUCAACUCAAAUCAAUGCGAUGAGCUCCUUGACCUAGAUGCCGCAAAUGGAACAGUUGCCAACAUGGAAUCACAAGAAGAUAAUGUACAAGAUCAAAACGGAGAUGAGGACGAGAAAGUGUGUGCUCAGCCCAGAAAAGGUGGCGACGAAGGUCAAGAUGGCGUUAAGAAGAUGCCUGCUUUACCCAGAAAUGGACAGGGGUCAAUUGGCGGGGACAAUGUACGACCAUCAAGAAGCGAAAGUGGCGAAAGAGACAACAGCAAAGUUGCGAAUGAAGAGGAUUCCCUAUAUCCUGACCGAGGUGUUGCCGCUAAUCCAGCAGAGGGAGACGAGGACGCCUCUGAUGAUCCGGACGUAGACGAUUCGAAUCAAGAGAUGCCCACUGCACAUGCAAAACUUGAAGCAAAGAAUCGUCAUCAUGCGUUGCGCCAGGGGGAUGCAGAGUCUCCGAGUCGACGAUCUGCGGAACCACGGCGAGAUGAAGAAAUCGAAGUUUCGGAUGAAGAAGACGGCUAUAUUGCCAACGCCGUAAACCAAGAUGCUUUGUACGACGCGGAACAAGGCGGUGCCUUAUAUGAAGAGGGCGACGAUGGCUACGAUGAAGAAAUGGGUGGUCUAACUCAAAAUGCAUAUGAUAGUUAUGCCACCAUGCAAUUGCCAGAGAAUCCUCAGGAUGGAUCGCUCGAUGAUGAUGAUGAUGAUGAUGGUGGCAAUCAUAACCCUGAUCAAAUUCUCGCUCGAUUGUUGAAUGAACAAGAUGAUGGCGUGGCUGCGGCACAAGGUUCUGCUGGCCAUGGGGGGCGGGCUGCUGCUGUGUCGCAGCAACAAGAAGUAAUUCAACAGAUACAAGCAAUACCUGGCGUGCCAGCCAACGCGGCCCAAAUACGAGAAGCUAUGCAUCAUGUGGAGGCCAUGGCAUCUCAAAGACAAGUGACAAUGCCUGUCAACCCCCGUGCUUUGAAUGAGAGAGCCCAAGGAAGAAGAGAAGCGUAUGGCGAAGGAGCCCCAGCCGAGAGUGAUCUAAAAUCAAGAAUUGCGAUCCAACUAAGACCUGAACCUCGAGAUCCAUCGAAGGGCGAUUUCUUCCGCUCUCGAGAUGCGAGAGGAAGAAGCGAUAGUCAUAGCGACGACGACGACGCCGCCAGAGGAAGUAGAGUCGCAAAGAAACCAAAGCCAUGCAGUGAUGUCGACGAUGAUAAUGGUGUCGAUGGAGGUAGAGUUUCAAAGAAACCAAGGAUGGAGGAGAGUGAUAGCCAACAUGGAGGUGGCAAGAAAUCAGCCAAAAAGAAGGCAGCGAUCAACCUUUUCGGAAAAACGACGACAGCAUCUAAAUCCAACUCGAAAGCGGGCUCUGGGUUGUAUAUUCCAACGUACAAGAAAUCUCGAAAGAAGAAGAAAUAA